Molecule: messenger RNA, 591 nt
Organism: Peronospora belbahrii
Lineage: Eukaryota; Oomycota; Peronosporomycetes; Peronosporales; Peronosporaceae
Source: the annotation of a GenBank genome assembly
AUGUCAUUCAUUGACGGUAUUCCAGGCUCCAUACUCUCACUAGUGACGGAGUUUCAGCACAAGAAUCAAGGCGUCUCCUGGUCCAUCCUUGGUGCUUUACCUCGUGCUGCAAUUGAACGUGGAGACAUUGAAAUGCUGCAUCAAUUGACGAAAUUAUCACGUACCAAGAGAUUUCAGUGCUGUCCAGAGCUUGUAUGGAAUCAGACGCUUAGUAUGAAGUAUGCGAUACAAUAUGGACAUGUCAAGAUGCUGCAGUAUGUAGCUGAGACGGGGACGUUACACUCUGAACCAAAUCAAGAAGAGAGUGCUAAGAUUGCAAGUAAUUUAUUAACAUGGGCGGUAAAAUAUUCCAACCUGUUUGAAUCGAGAUUGGAAUUGGAAAUUAUUCAAUGGGUGGUAAAAAAGUAUUCACAUGUGGCCUUUAUGGACGUAACGGCACAAGAUUUGAGUCAAGCAAGUAUACCAGUGUUGAUGUAUUUAAAGGAGAAAAAAAGUAGCAACGAAUGGAUUCCAAGACCCGAGAUUUGUCGAUUUCGUAGCGACCAUGGGAAAGAUAAAGACGCUGAGGUUUUUAUGCGACAGCAAAAUUGA